Molecule: messenger RNA, 1446 nt
Organism: Trypanosoma cruzi
Lineage: Eukaryota; Euglenozoa; Kinetoplastea; Trypanosomatida; Trypanosomatidae
Product: pretranslocation protein, alpha subunit, putative
Exons: 1
Coding region: 1-1446 (481 amino acids)
Biological process (GO): post-translational protein targeting to membrane, translocation; SRP-dependent cotranslational protein targeting to membrane, translocation
Cellular component (GO): Sec61 translocon complex; membrane
Molecular function (GO): signal sequence receptor activity; transmembrane protein transporter activity; ribosome binding
Source: RefSeq, a predicted model, not a curated record
AUGAAGAACUAUAUGAUGAUGGCGCAGCCUAUUUUGGCGCUCCUCCCCGAAGUUUCUCGUCCGCAACGUAUCCCGCCAAUUAAGGAACGGAUUAUGUGGACAGCUGCUGCACUUUUUAUCUUUUUAAUUUGCUGCCAAGUGCCCGUAUUUGGUGCCCGGCCCGGCCAAACGAGUGACCCUUUUUACUGGAUGCGUGUGGUGCUGGCUAGCAACAAGGGGACGCUUAUGGAGCUUGGCAUUUCGCCAAUUGUCACGGCCUCACUUAUCAUGGAGUUGCUUUCUGGGGUCAAGAUAAUCAGCUAUGAUGUCAACGAUAAGAAGGAACGUGCCGUUUUUGAAGGGAUUCAAAAAAUUGCGGCUCUCUUUAUUACUGCUGUGGAGGCCAUGGCGUAUGUGAGUUCCGGCAUGUACGGCGAUGUGCGAGAGAUUGGCACAAUCAUGUCAGGCUUCAUUGUUCUGCAACUCAUGCUGGCCACACUCAUUUGUAUUCUUUUGGAUGAACUGCUGCAGAAGGGGUGGGGUCUUGGCGCUGGCACGUCGCUUUUCAUAGCAACGAACAUCUGUGACACCAUUAUCUGGAAGAGCUUUUCCCCUUCAACCAUCAACACGGGCCGCGGGGCGGAGUUUGAGGGUGCCAUCAUUGCCUUUUUUCACCUGUUGGUUUCACGGAGCGACAAGAUGCGGGCACUGAAGGAGGCCUUUUACCGUCCACAGUUGCCAAAUCUUACGAACAUUUUUGCCACACUUGUGGUUUUCGCGGUGGUUGUUUUCUUCCAGGGAUUUCGUGUGCCGCUCAUGACAAAAUCACGUCAUGCUGCUGCCGAUCGUCAGCCGUAUAUGAUCAAGCUCUUUUACACCAGCAAUAUGCCAAUUAUUCUGCAAGCCAGUGUUGUAUCAAACAUCAACUUCUUCUCACAAAUUCUUUCGCGUCGCUUUGGACAACACAACUUUCUGAUCAACCUUCUUGGUCGUUGGGAAGAGCGUGCGUACAGUCAGAGCGGACAGAUGUUUCCUGUCGGUGGUCUCUCCUACUACCUCACGCCUCCUGCCACUCUAUAUGAGUUGUUGAAUGACCCCAUCCACGGCAUAUUUUAUGUCGUCUUCAUUCUCUUCUCAUGCGCUAUCUUCUCGAAGCUUUGGGUGACGAUCAGCCACACUGGUCCGCGUGACGUGGCAAAAAGACUCGUGGCAGAGGGCCGCUGGCUUGCGCAGGCUCGUGAGAGCGAGGAGGACAUGGCACGUUUGCUGGAGAAGUACAUCCCUGUUGCGGCAAGCUUCGGCGGACUCUGCGUUGGGGCGCUCACUAUCUUUGCGGACUUUCUUGGUGCCAUUGGUAGCGGCACGGGUAUUCUGUUGGCUGUGACCAUGAUCAACCAGUACUUUGAGAUUCUCCAACAGGAGGGCAAGGACCUGGGCUACGGAUUCCUCAAGCAGAAGUUGGCAUAA